Messenger RNA from Rangifer tarandus platyrhynchus (Svalbard reindeer), 483 nucleotides. The record is from the annotation of a GenBank genome assembly. NCBI's taxonomy places the organism in Eukaryota, Metazoa, Chordata, Mammalia, Artiodactyla, Cervidae.
AUGGGCGCUCAGGGCCCCGGCUGCGCUCCGCCUAUGCCCGAGGGAGGCUCAGAGGACCGAGGGCCGCGGUCCGCGGCGGGCCCGAAUCAGACACCUCCGGGGCCACGUGGCCCUGAGCCACGAACGGGAGUGGGCAGGGGGGGCGCCGACAGGGGGCGGGCCUGGAGAGGCCCAGGGCGGGAGGGCGCCGAGACCUCCGCGCCCCUCACCCCAACCCCAAGCCCAGGCAUGCACGCCCGACCGGCCGCUCGGGGUCCCGGAAACACUCCGGGCCCCCGGGCCGGGCCAGGUUUGCUGGCCAGGGUUACUGGUGUGCGGGGACGGGGAGGCUUCGGCCGGGCUGCCGGCCCUGGCCGGCGCGCCCCGUGGAAAGGUGCGGCCGGCUGGCUCGACACGGCACAUCAGAGCGAAAAGGAGGCGCAGCGCAGGGUUUUUAAAGGUGCCUGGCGGCAACCGCCUCCAUCUAAGAUCAUACCACCCUGA